Cuscuta epithymum is the source of this 1451-nucleotide messenger RNA. NCBI's taxonomy places the organism in Eukaryota, Viridiplantae, Streptophyta, Magnoliopsida, Solanales, Convolvulaceae. The record is from the annotation of a GenBank genome assembly.
GGGUACGGGUCACGUGACCCGCGUAACGUUAAGCCUACAACUUCCCACAUCACCGUUUCCUUUCCUCCCCACAUUGCUCUGCUUCACUGGAGCUUCCUCCGCCUGUCUCCUCACCCGCGCCGCCCAAUACCACCGCGGCCGCUUCACGCUCUGAAUCGUCCCGGCAAUGGCUUCCAUGAACCGCCUAUUCAGAUCCCCAUCCUCCUCCUUUCCCCUCAUACGAAGCUGUUUUUCCACCACCUCCGCCGCCGCUGCAUCGGAGACAGUGAAACCGCAUAGUGACCUUCAUGCCCGCCACACGACCUCUCAAGAUCAAAAGGCUAAAGGAAUCCAGUGGGUGUUCUUGGGAUGCCCCGGCGUCGGAAAGGGGACCUACGCUAGCCGUCUUUCUAUUCUCCUCGGAGUUCCGCACAUCGCCACCGGCGAUCUCGUCCGUGAAGAGCUCAAUUCAUCAGGGCCUCUCUCUCAGAAGCUUGCAGAGAUUGUAAACCAAGGGAAGUUGGUUUCAGAUGAGAUAAUACUGAACUUACUGUCAAAGAGGCUAGAGGCUGGAGAAGCUAGAGGUGAAGCAGGAUUUAUACUUGAUGGAUUCCCUCGAACUGUUAGGCAAGCAGAAAUAUUGAAUGAUGUGACAGACAUAGAGUUGGUUGUCAAUCUCAAGCUUCCAGAAAGUGUAUUGAUUGAGAAAUGUCUUGGGAGGAGGAUAUGCGGUGAGUGCGGGAAGAAUUUCAAUGUGGCUUCAAUUGAUGUCAAGGGUGAAAAUGGGAGCCCCGAUAUAAGCAUGGCCCCACUACUCCCCCCUCCACAAUGUGUUUCAAAGCUAACCACUCGAGCUGACGAUACCAUAGCUGUUGUCAAGGAGAGGCUUCUUGUAUAUUAUGAGAAGAGUCAGCCAGUGGAAGAGUUCUAUCGCAGCCAAGGGAAGCUGCUGGAAUUUGAUUUGCCAGGAGGUAUACCAGAAUCUUGGCCAAAAUUGCUGGAAGUUCUCAACCUCGAUGAACAUGAGGAAAAACUCUCCGCUGCAGCUUAGAUUUCAACACAUUGCAUGUCUUGCAUGGUUGCUGUAUGUUUUCCGGAGUAACAUUUUUGCCUGUUAUUUAUUUAAUGAUUGAGUUGAUAAAGAAAAUAAAAUUAAACAUGAAGUUUCCAAGCCAAAGUAGUGUUUUGGCCAAAAUAGUUGAAUUUCUAUAAUUGCUUUUGUUUUUUCCUCGAAAGAGUUAUGGUGUACCUUAGAUAGCAUCAGUUGGUUAAUUUGUACCAUUUUCACUUUGGUAGGUCUAUAAAAAUAUGUACCAGACUUGACUGCAGUUGACUAAGUUUAUUCUUUUUGUCUAUUGCUUUCAAAGUUACAAUAUACUCCGCAUUAAUAGAACCAAAUGCUGUUUGUUUUAAUAUUAACAUUGUAACGGUGAAAACAUUAUAUUCAAGUUGUAUGUUUGGAUUGGCUUGUA